AUGGCGGACACUCAUCUUUCGGCAUCCACCGCGGCCGAACCUUCGAAAAACAAAAAGCAUCGCAAAGACAAACCCUGGGAUGACGAUACCAUCAACCACUGGGAGGUGCCCAAAUUCAGCGCUGACGAGAUCAAAGGUCCUUUCCUCGAAGAAUCUUCUUUCGCCACGCUGUUUCCCAAAUACCGCGAACGCUAUCUGAAAGAAGUAUGGGGUCAUGUGACGUCUGCACUCGAGAAACACGGCAUCGCAUGUACGCUGGAUCUUGUCGAAGGCUCGAUGACUGUCAAGACGACGCGCAAGACAUACGACCCUUACAUCGUGCUGAAAGCGCGAGACAUGAUUCGACUGCUUUCGCGAUCGGUUCCCUUCCCGCAAGCAGUCAAGAUCUUGGAAGACGGUAUCGAGUGCGACGUGAUCAAGAUCGGUAAUUUGCUGAGGAACAAGGAGAGAUUCGUCAAGAGGAGGCAGAGAAUCAUUGGUCCUAACGGAUCCACUUUGAAAGCCAUCGAACUGCUCACCAAUUGCUACGUCCUAGUGCAAGGCAAUACAGUCUGCGCCAUGGGCCAGUUCAAAAACCUCAAAGAGGUCCGACGCAUCGUGAUCGACUGUCUGAAAAAUAUUCACCCCAUCUACCACAUCAAGGAGCUCAUGAUCAAGCGCGAGUUGGCCAAAGAUCCCAAACUUGCCCAAGAGAACUGGGAGCGUUUUCUCCCCAAAUUCAAAAAGCAGAACCAGAAGAAAAAGCCCACCACAACCGAUGCAGAAGGCGAAGCGCGCAAGAACGACAAGAAAGUCAUCAAACCCAAGACAUAUACGCCCUUCCCACCACCACAACAACCCAGCAAGAUCGACCUACAGCUCGAAUCCGGAGAGUACUUCCUCAAGCCCAGGCAGAAGAAGCAGGCUGCCGAAGCGCAAAAGUUGGCCAAACAGGCCGAUCACAAGGAGAAGAGAGAACAAGAGAGGCAAAAGGCAUUUGUCCCUCCCACCGAGGUCGAUGCGGACACCCACAAGAAGAAGGACAAGAGGAAGAGAGAUGGUGGAGAAGAGCCAGUGCAAGGCAAGAAGGAGAAGAAGAGCAAACAGGCAACGUAG
Molecule: messenger RNA, 1095 nt
Organism: Mycosarcoma maydis (corn smut)
Lineage: Eukaryota; Fungi; Basidiomycota; Ustilaginomycetes; Ustilaginales
Product: putative required for 40S ribosome biogenesis
Exons: 1
Coding region: 1-1095 (364 amino acids)
Cellular component (GO): nucleolus; small-subunit processome
Molecular function (GO): RNA binding
Source: RefSeq, a predicted model, not a curated record